CCAGGCGCCUGGAUGGCUGUGAGGCUGGUGAACGGCACAGGCAGGUGCUCAGGCCGGGUGGAGGUUCUCAUCCAGGGCACGUGGGGAACCGUGUGUGAUGACCUCUGGGACCUGGCUGAGGCCACAGUGGUAUGCCGCCAGCUGCAGUGUGGCCGGGCCAUGGCGGCCCCCACAGGGGCCCAUUUUGGGGCAGGCUCCGGGAAGAUCCUGCUGGACGUCGUGCAGUGUGCCGGCGCUGAGAGCCACCUGGGGCAGUGCGUGCACAAGGGUGAGGCCGGGCUCAACUGCGGGCACCUGGAGGACGCUGGUGUUGUCUGCACAGGUGGUGAUGAUUCACCAGGCCCCACUCUAACCACAGAGCCUGAAAGUGCCACCUCUUCAUACACAUUGUCAGGUGAUGUACUGACAGCAGCCGUGCCCACCACAGAGCCUGCUACGCUUCCUGUGACAACAACUCCAGCAGGUGAUGGAUUAUUUGCAACCAUAGUCACAGCAGAGCCUGCAGCCCCACUAUCCACACCUACACCCCUGGCAGGAGAUUGGAUGGCCGUGAGACUGGUGAAUGGCACAGGGAGGUGCUCAGGCCGAGUGGAGGUUCUCAUCCAGGGCACAUGGGGAACCGUAUGUGAUGACCUCUGGGACCUGGCUGAGGCCACAGUGGUGUGUCGCCAGCUACAGUGUGGCCAGGCUGUGGCAGCCCCCACAGGGGCCCACUUUGGGGCAGGCCCUGGGAAGAUCCUGCUGGACGACGUGCAGUGUGUCGGCGCUGAGAGCCACCUGGGGCAGUGCAUGCACAGGGGUGAGGCUGGGCUCAACUGCGGGCACCUGGAGGAUGCCAGCGUUAUCUGCGCAGGUGCUGACUCCACAGCUGCUCUGCCUACAGCCUAUGAGAACCUGCUUCCCACAUCAUUGGUGAUAUCAGCAGCUCAACACCCACCUUCUUCUGCACCUCCAGGAGGCGGGGCCCCCGUGCGGCUGGUAGGUGGCCAUGGGAGGUGCGCAGGCCGUGUGGAACUCUUCUACCAGGGAGUCUGGGGGACUGUGUGUGAUGACCUCUGGGACCUGCCAGAAGCAAACAUCAUCUGCAGGCAGCUGGGGUGUGGCUGGGCCAUGUCAGCCCCAGGUGAGGCCCACUUUGGGGAAGGUUCUGGGAAGAUCCUCCUUGACAACGUGCACUGCAGGGGAGAUGAGCCGCGCCUGGAGGAGUGCUCCCACAUCGGCUGGUUUUCCCACAACUGUGGGCACGGAGAAGAUGCCGGCGUGAUCUGUUCAGAUGCUGAAUACUCAACCGUCUCACCCCUGGAUCGCCCACUGGCUGUCAUAGCAGGACCAAUGGCCACAGAAAAAUCUAGGUGUGGCAGAGUAAUUACCAACUCAUCUGGAGCGAUUAGGAAUCCCCCGCAGAACGAAAUGCAUGACAACAUAACCUGUGUGUGGGAAAUAAAGGCCAAUGCUUCUGAUCACAUACUGCUGGCAUUUCCAUAUCUUAACCUAGAUUGCACCAAUGAAUAUUUUGAAAUCCUGGACGGCCCUCCAUCCUCAACAAAGUCCCUGGGGAAAACCUGCUCUGGGUCUUACCUCACCUAUGCGUCCUCCUCCAGCUCAAUGACCCUCGUGUACUUCCGAAGCUUCAACAACAUAGGGAAAAACUUCGUUGCUUAUUAUUACUCUGCACCCAAAGAGGCGAGUUCAAGGACCCCACAUCUAAUCACAAUCCCAACAGCAACACCCAAGACAGUGACAGCAAGACCAGGAGACUGGCCAGAGCUGAGGCUGGUGGGCGGCUCGGGACGCUGCUCAGGACGUGUAGAGGUCCUCCACCAGGGGGCCUGGGGCACCGUGUGUGAUGACCUCUGGGACCUGAACGAAGCCGAGGUCGUGUGCCGACAGCUGAGGUGCGGACGGGCCGUGUCCGCCCUGGGGAAGGCCCACUUCGGCCCGGGCUCUGGAAACAUCUUCCUGGACAACCUGCAGUGUUCCGGGGUAGAGCGCUACCUGGGCCAGUGUGCCCACUCGGGCUGGUCGGAGCACAACUGUGGCCACCACGAGGACGCCAGCGUCAUCUGCUCAGAGGCUGAUGAGUCGCUCAUGGAGAGUCCAGGGGACUGGCCAGAGCUGAGGCUGGUGGGCGGCUCGGGACGCUGCUCAGGACGUGUGGAGGUCCUCCACCGGGGGGUCUGGGGCACCGUGUGUGAUGACCUCUGGGACCUGAACGAAGCCGAGGUCGUGUGCCGACAGCUGGGGUGCGGACGGGCCGUGUCCGCCCUGGGGAAGGCCCACUUCGGCCCGGGCUCUGGAAACAUCUUCCUGGACAACCUGCAGUGUUCCGGGGUAGAGCACUACCUGGGCCAGUGUGCCCACUCGGGCUGGUCGGAGCACAACUGUGGCCACCACGAGGACGCCAGCGUCAUCUGCUCAGACGCAGAAGAGCUGCCUCCCCCCACACCUCCAGGUCUUUCCACAGCUUCUCAGGAUCAUAUAACAGGAGGAAGUAGCUCCUGUGGAGGGGUCUUGUCGAGUCUGUCUGGCUCCUUCUCCAGUCCGCUGUACCCGGAAAGCUACCCGACAGACAUCCAGUGCGUCUGGGAGAUUCACGUGGACAAAAAAUUCCGCAUAGAACUCAUGAUUCCGACUUUGAACCUGGAGGAUAUCCUUGGAUGCCCCUACGACUCCAUUGAAAUCUUUGAUGGCCCCAGGAUUGCCUCACUGUCCAUGGGGAAGUUCUGUGCCUCGGUGGCUGUGAUAUUUUUCUCCUCCUCAGACAUCAUGACCGUGGUGUUCCGAAGUGAUUCUAUGAUCACCAACACUGGCUUUUAUGCUCUGUUCAAUGUAAUUCCACAGGGCGAAGGAAAAUCAGAAGAUGGACCCGAGCUGCAGCUGGUGGGCGGAUCUGGGCAGUGCUCCGGACGCGUGGAGGUCCUCCACCAGGGGAACUGGGGCACCAUAUGUGAUGACCUCUGGGACCUGAAUGAAGCCCAGGUGGUGUGCCGACAGCUGGGGUGCGGACGGGCCAUUGCAGCCCCUGGGAAGGCUCACUUCGGCCCAGGCUCCGGAAACAUCCUCCUGGAUAACAUCCAGUGUUCGGGAAGGGAGAACCACCUUGGCCAGUGCCUCAGCUCCGGCUGGUCAGACCACAACUGUGGCCACCAUGAGGACGCAGGUGUCAUCUGCUCAGAUGCUGGGGCCUGGGCUCCAGAUGUGAUCCCCACAUCUCCAGCUCCCAUCCCUCAAGGGCCUCCACCGCAAGGAGGAAGUAACUCUUGUGGAGGACUAAUUUCAGGCCUCUUGGGCUCCUUCUCCAGUCCUUGGUAUCCAACGAACUACCCCACUGACAUGGAGUGCAUCUGGGUGAUACGUGUGGCUGAGAAGUUCCACAUAGAACUGGUGAUCCCAAGCCUGAAAUUAGAGGACAUCUAUGGGUGCCCUUAUGACUUUAUGGAAGUGUUCGAUGGACAGCAAGUCGCCUCACUCUCCAUGGGCAGAUUUUGUGCUGGGACAGAGCUCUCGUUCCUCUCCUCUUCAAACAUCAUGACUGUGGUGUUCAGAAGUGAUGCCAUGAUCACCAACACAGGGUUUUAUGCUCUGUACAACGCCAUUCAGCAAGAUGAAAGGGAGAACGGUGCAUCCCUGAGACUGGUGAAUGGCAGCCACAGGUGUGAGGGCCGGGUGGAGGUCUUCUACAAUGGCACCUGGGGCACUCUGUGCGAUGACAGCUGGGACCUGACAGAUGUCAGGGUGGUAUGCCAGCAGCUUGGCUGUGGUGAGGCCUUAUCAGCCCCAGCUCAGAGCUACUUUGAUGGAGGCACUGGCCACAUCAUGCUAGACGACGUUCAGUGCACAGGGAACGAAGCCAAGGUGUGGCAGUGCACACACAACGGGUGGUUCUCCCACAACUGUGGGCACCAUGAGGAUGCCAGUGCCAUCUGCUCAGGUGUGGAUGGGAAUCCGAAAGUAGGACCAAAAGACUCCGCUGGUGAUGGUCCUGCUGCAGAUGAAAACUUCCACUGUGGCGGUUUGCUCACAAAUAAUUCGGGCUCCUUCUCCAGCCCUUGGUAUCCUAAGAAAUACCCUAUAAAUGUGGUGUGUGCCUGGGUCAUCCACGUGGACGCCAGGGCUCGUGUCAAGCUCACAUUUGAAGUGGUGAAGUUGGAGAACUUCUACGGCUGUCCGUACGACUUCGUUGAAGUCUUUGACGGCCCGCAGAGUGAAUCUUUUUCUCUGGGGAGGUUCUGUUCUGGUACAACCCCAACAUUCACCUCCUCCUCAAAUCGCUUGACGGUGGUCUUCCACAGUGACGCAAUCAUCACCAACAUGGGCUUUUAUGCAUCCUAUGAGUCCAUUGUGCAAGACGAGAUCAAUACUGAUUUGGCCCUCAGGCUGGCCGGCGGCAGCCACCGGUGCGAGGGCCGCGUGGAGCUGCACUACAAUGGCACUUGGGGGACAGUGUGUGAUGACAGCUGGGACCUGCGUGACGCCCAGGUGGUGUGUGGGCAGCUGUCCUGUGGCAGGGCGGUGUCGGCCCCCAGCAGGGCACAUUUCCGCCAAGGCUUGGGCCCCAUUGCCCUGGACGACGUGGAGUGUAGGGGGACAGAAGCCAGGCUGUGGCAGUGCCUGCACCGUGGCUGGUUCUCCCACAACUGUGGCCACCACGAAGAUGCCGGCGUCGUCUGCUCAGCCUCUCUGCCUCACUCAACACCAUCGGCUGAUACAAGUCACCCAAUUUCAGCAUCUUUCCCGGAGCCGACAGAAGUUCCCACGUCAGCAGAUUCUGCAGCUGCUGGGCGUCCAGGGAUCCCUUCUUCAGCUCCUGGGGAGCAGCCGCGUGUCUUCCAUCCAACAGCUGCAGAAGCUGUCCCAGAACCCACAGAAACAAAUCCUACAGCCGUUCCUGAUUCCACUGCUGCCACAGAUUUGGUCCUUGGAACUGGCAUAAUGUCUACUUUAGCGGAAGUGACUUCUUCACCUGAAUCUUCUACUAUUACUGUAACCACCUCAACAGAUUUAGUAGCAACCACUGUGACCUCCACACCAGAUACAUCUUCAUCCUCAGCAGAAGUGACCUCUCCCUCUGAUGUAUCUUCAACUUCAGCAGAAGUGGACACACCCUCUGGUAAUUUUGAGUCUUCUUUGUUUGCAGAUACAACUCCCACUCCAGGAGAAAAGGCCUCUUCACCAGCCGUAAAUCUGAUUUCAACAAAAGUGACACCAUCACCUGUUACAAUUUCAAUUGGCGAAGACAUGACCCCUUUACCUGACCUGCCCCUGCGCUUGGCGGAUGGGCGCAGCCGCUGCGAGGGCCGGGUUGAGAUCCGCCACGAGGGCGUGUGGGGCACAGUGUGCGACGACCACUGGGACAUCAGGGAUGCUCGUGUCGUGUGCCGGCUGCUGGGUUGCGGCCGAGCUCUCGCAGCCCCAGGGCGCGGUCGCUUCGGCCUGGGCUCGGGCCCCAUCCUGCUGGACGACAUGCGCUGCUCGGGCACCGAAGACGCACUGGACUACUGCGGCCACUCCGGCUGGGCGCAGCACAACUGCCGGCACCAGGAGGACGCGGGCGUGAUCUGCGCAGGUCCGGCUGCCUCUGCUGUACCCAAGGACAAGGCCCAGCUCUCCUGCCUGCCUCAUCUCUUCCGAGUCGCCAUUGACCGAGGCUAUCUCCGGAGGCUGGGCUACUCCUCUUGGGACAUCCACUUAAAUGAUGAGCUGUGCCGCCCCCAAGUCACCGGGCGCUACCUGAUCUUCAACAUCCCCUACGGUCGCUGUGGCACCGUCAGACAGGAAGGGCUCGGCUCCCUCAGCUACUCCAACUCCGUCAGAGGCCGAAUCCAGGGACACCCCGGCCGAGUCUUCAUGAGGCAUAGGGUACCUCAGCUCAAGUUCACCUGCAGGGUGGAUGGCCCGUCUGCAGCUGAAGUCACUCCUGGGGCUGAGGUCCCCAGGGAGAACGCUGGCUAUGACGUGUCCAUAUCCUUCCUUGAGUUGCCCACGUCCCAGCAUGUGAGGAACCUGGGGCCACACUACGCCAGCCCGAAGAAAGCGGUCUUCCUUCAGGCCACACUCCACAGCCCCAACCCCACCCUGAGGCUCUUCGUGGAUACCUGCGUGGCUUCUCCAGAUCCUCAUGACUUUACGACCGUCAAGUACGAUUUGAUCCGGCGAGGGUGCAUCAAAGACAAUACCUAUAUCAACCUGCACUCCCAACAGAAGAACACAGCCCAGUUCAAGUUCAACACCUUCAACUUUCUGAGCAACUAUGAUGUGGUCUACCUGCAGUGUGAGAUCGCUGUGUGCAAAGUGGGGGACCACUCCUCCCGCUGCUCCCAGGGCUGUGUAGAACGGAGUAAGAGAGAUGCAGGCCGUGUGGUGACCCCAGAAGAACAGACUGAGCAUUUCCAAGUGGUGGGGCCACUGGAAAUCCACAGAGGGACUGGUCGGAGUAAGACCCUUGUGUGAUUUCUUCACUUUUCGCACAAAUCUGUUAUUAGAAAGAAAAGCCUAUUUCCCUGAAUAAAGUGAUAAGUUUGACAAACCAGAAGCUGCCCAUGGAGCCACAGGUAAAAUAAACAGCUAAGGAGGUUCUCUCUGAGUUUCGAUGCUACAUAAACCUUCUCUGAUUGUUAAACUUGUAAGGCAGUCACUCUGUUUGCAGGCUAGAGAUGCUACAUCUUCUAAUUCUUCACUACCAAGAACUACAUAUGUUCUAAAGAACAGAGUUCUCUCUAUAUACCAAAUUGUCAAUUUAAAGAUUUUGUUAAAUUGACUCCUUAACGUUCAGAUGCUAGUAGAUGGAUUUUUUUUUUCUGUCCCUCGGGUGGUGUGAGAAUUUCUUUU
Messenger RNA from Lutra lutra (Eurasian river otter), 6828 nucleotides. RefSeq names its product deleted in malignant brain tumors 1 protein-like. The transcript is spliced from 51 exons. Gene Ontology annotation, cellular component: membrane. The coding region runs from base 13 to 6450 and encodes 2145 amino acids. Lineage: Eukaryota; Metazoa; Chordata; Mammalia; Carnivora; Mustelidae. The record is from RefSeq and is a predicted model, not a curated record.